Orbicella faveolata is the source of this 867-nucleotide messenger RNA. RefSeq lists its product as uncharacterized. The record is from RefSeq and is a predicted model, not a curated record. Lineage: Eukaryota; Metazoa; Cnidaria; Anthozoa; Scleractinia; Merulinidae.
AAAACCGUUCUAACGGAACUGUUACGAAAUACAAUUUUGAAAAAAAAUAUAGUGGUGGUAAUAGUGAGGUAACCUAAAGAGAAGCCAGGCCUACAGGAAUGGAAUGAUUACAGAAGUAAUCUAGAAGCUGGUUAAAACAUCUGCCUCACAGAUACUGACAAUAGUUUGUUCAAGAGUUUGUGAAGUCUCCGGUCGAGGAGGAGGUGGGGGAAUGGUGGUGGUGAGGAGGGGGAUGCUUGUGUUAGUUCCCGUCCUAAAUGUUUUAGCAGGGCUCAUUUACUGUGCGAUAUUUUUUUUUUUACACAGACUCAGAUCAUGCUGGUCAGAGACAGCACUGAAAAGAAGAAGUUCCUUUUAUGGGAGAGUGAAGAAAACGAAUUUGAGACUAUUUUUAAGGAACUGAAGAAUUCUGUUAAUGCAACCAUCCAGAUUUCAGUAAACGCACCUGAACUGGGAACGAAGAUCUUGAAAACAUCAGGAAUCAAAGAUUUCGACAUUUCCGAGGAGCUCGAGCGUUUACAAGAAAAGCUCUCAAAUAUAAUAUCUAAUCUUGAAAUAGGCGAGCUGAAAGAAGAAUGUUUCCCAAUCCCCAACAAGUUGGAUUUAAUCAACAGACAUAGUAGAACCCUUCAAGAACUUUACACUAAAGUCACUGGCAUGACGGGUGAAGCUUGUAAGUACGAUGAAUUAGUGAGAAGAAACUUCUACGACUUCACGUACCACAGUUUAAGAGCCGUACAUAAUGAUCUGAGUGUACGAGCUGCGGACCUACAAUCAGCAGAACCAACCAUGAGAGAGAAGGAGAAAGAAACACUAAAAAGCCUAUUAUCAUACCAAAAAGGCAGAGAAAAGCAAGUCGAAUACUGA